AUGUCGCUCAAGCAGGAAAUCGAAACUUGGGUCGAAGCGCUUGGUCACUACGACAAUCAAGAAUUCGAGGAAUCCUUAACCAUCUUUGACAACAUCGCCGAUACCUCAAAGAUCUUGUUCAAUUGCGGCGUCAUCCAUGCCACCAUCGGUGAACAUGACCGAGCUGUCGAAUGUUACCAGCGUGCAAUCAAACUCGACCAGUAUCUGGCCGUGGCAUAUUUCCAGCAGGGCGUCUCGAAUUUCCUCGUCGGCGACUUCGAAGAGGCAUUGGCCAAUUUCAACGACACCCUACUGUACCUCAGAGGAAACACAUACAUCGAUUAUGAGCAAUUGGGCUUGAAGUUCAAACUCUACUCAUGCGAAGUCCUCUUUAACCGGGGUUUGUGUUACAUGUACUUGCAACAGGAGGAAGCCGGUAUGCAAGAUUUCAGUUUUGCACAAAAGGAGAAGAUGACUCCAGAUCAUGAUGUGAUUGAUGAUGCCAUUAAAGAGAAGGCACAGGGAUACGUGGUAUUCAGCAUCCCCGUGGGAUGUGUCUACAGACCCAAUGAAGCAAAAGUCAAGAACCUGAAAGCAAAAGAUUAUCUCGGCAAGGCCCGUCUAAUUGCUACUUCGAAUCAGCAGAAUACCGGAACUGGAUUUUCCGGCAUCGAAAGAAGACAGGUCCUCGCGACCGAGUUUGCGGCCAAAGAUGACCGACCAGUCGAGAACAUCAGCUACGCAGCAACAAACCUUGUCCAACGGAAUUUGUCGAGCCGUGUUCCUAGGGAUCAGAGUGCUCCACCUGUCAUGGGCAGAAACGUUUUCCCACCUACACCACCACCAGAGAACGAAAAACCUCGUGGCAGUGGCAGUCCGUCCACCUCAAGUCUUCCCUUGCGCUCCACAUCUAUGCGGCAACCUCGAAAUGCUUUUCCUCGACCAGAUGUUGACCCUCCUCGGCCGGGUAUGUUAUCACGAUCUAACACCUUUGCUGUCAACGAUGCCGGAGGAAUGGGAAGAAUGCAACCUCCUGUUCGGGAGAACUCCUGGUCUGAAGAACCUGUAAUGGUCGACCGCGCACAAAUGGAGAGGUCUCGGUAUGGAACUCAAAGAACAGCAUCCGAACCCCGUGGUCCUGCCUCACGACAAGCACCACUGGGUCGCUCUAUGUCGCAACGAGCACCGGCACCAUUGUUCCGCGAACAAUCUAGGUACGACGAUCCAAACGACGCAGUGGACGACGUGUACCAGAUGUACGCAGCAGCACCACCCAGGAGACGACAAACCACCCGCCGUCAGGAACAACCUGUAUACUUUAACGAAGAAGACGAAUACAUAGACGAAGAGGGCGAAGACGAGGAGGACAUGACUGGGUUCGAACCCGUACGACGUCCUACAUCUGGACGAAGUAGUAAACGGGUCGAAAUGCGCAAGGUCCGAGUCAAAUGCCACUUCAACGAAGACACACGAUACCUUAUGAUCGGCGCCGUGAUAGAUUUUGGGGAUUUUGAAAGUAAAAUUAGAGAGAAAUUCGCCAUCAAGGACCAACUCAAAAUCAGAAUGCAAGAUGAUGGUGACAUGAUCACCAUGGGUGACCAAGAUGACCUGGAGAUGCUUCUCAGCAGCGUUCGCAACGCCGCGAGGAAGGAGAGAAAUGAAAUGGGCAAGAUGGAGGUAUGGAUCUCGACAUGA
Messenger RNA from Exophiala aquamarina CBS 119918, 1674 nucleotides. Its product is annotated as oxidoreductase. Bases 1 to 1674 code for a protein of 557 amino acids. NCBI's taxonomy places the organism in Eukaryota, Fungi, Ascomycota, Eurotiomycetes, Chaetothyriales, Herpotrichiellaceae. The transcript has 5 exons. The record is from RefSeq and is a predicted model, not a curated record. Gene Ontology annotation, molecular function: protein binding.